Molecule: messenger RNA, 579 nt
Organism: Colletotrichum navitas
Lineage: Eukaryota; Fungi; Ascomycota; Sordariomycetes; Glomerellales; Glomerellaceae
Exons: 1
Coding region: 51-551 (166 amino acids)
Source: RefSeq, a predicted model, not a curated record
GUCUUUAUCUUGUACGACCUGACCACGACGUACGCUCAUCUCUGGCCGACAUGGGCCUCAGUAGGGAACGUCUCUCGUUAAACCAGCAGGGUCGAAAUCCUUACUCGAGGCACCGUUCAACAAUGACCAGUACUAACUCUCAUGUUUAUAAGGUGCCAUCCCCGCCGUUGGUUUUCCACCCCAUCAUCUUAUUUUGUAUGGCCGCGUCAACCAAGAACAUCCAACUGCCUCAAAUAAGUACGCUCUACCUUGGCCAAGGGUUCGUUUCUUACAAGCAGCUCGGAAAGCUCGUUGGUGUCGAUUCCUUGCCGAACUCAUCCAGGAUCACUCCUCUUCCAUACUCCUUCUGUACCACCCUCGGUAACUUACCACGAAGUCUACUCGAGCAAUACAGUCAAAAGUGUCUUUCUCAAAGAGCAAAGAAACUUCCCACAAGGUUGCCCCGAGUUUCCAUCUGGGAAAACGUGUUGAAAGCAUCAGUUCCCCGUGCUGGCUCGAGUAAGAUAGCGAUGCCCUCGACUACACCUCUGAACGGUAGUGCUGCGAGGUAAAUCCUGGGUCCCCAAACAUUGUCGCCUC